Molecule: messenger RNA, 783 nt
Organism: Meloidogyne enterolobii
Lineage: Eukaryota; Metazoa; Nematoda; Chromadorea; Rhabditida; Meloidogynidae
Source: the annotation of a GenBank genome assembly
AUGCAUUCUUUACCACAAGAAGUACAGCUUGAUGUAUUAAAAUGUCUUAAUUUUAAUGAAUUAUUUUCUCUUAAAUUAACCAAUUUUUACUUUCUCAAUUUAAUUAAUAAAUAUGAGGGGGAAUUGGCACGAAAGAAAUUUAGACAUCUUUCAUUAAUAAAAAUUAGCCUUAACGAUAAUCGAUUGUCACCAGAUAAAUUCUUCGAUCCUCAAUCAGGGACUUUUGAAUUUACUUUAACUGAUCAACUUAAAGAGAAGUGGCAAAAAGCGAUAGACAAAUCAAUUCCGUUGUCUUUAAAUAGUUCCAAGUCUGAAAGAACUAUUUUUGUUAGAAUUGAAGAAAUUUCCUAUUUAUUGGACAAAAAGAAUCUUUUAAAUUUGCCAAACUUUCCAAAAAAUAUUGACGAAAUGAUAGAAAUUCGUUGCUGGUUAGAACAACUUUUUAAUUGUGCUUAUGACCGUGUUUGUUUUGAUGGAAAUUUAUUUAAUCCAGAAAUGAUUAAUAUUUUAUUUGAUAACGACAACACAAUUCCUCCUCAAUUUAACGUUAAUGAAUUAAUUUUAUCGGCUAAUAAUACAACAUUCGAAAUUGUUUUGAAAUUUUCUUUAAAUUAUUUGUCUAUUUCCGAAUUUAUUUGCAUCAAUUUGGAUAUUGACUUUACAGAACAACGCACAGAUAUUUUAUUUGAUAUUUUAAUAAAUGAUGGACAUAAAUUUCCAAAAAUUUGUUUAAAAUAUGUUAAAUUAGAUCUUUAUGAUCAAAUUAUGAAAGUAUGUAGUUGA